Messenger RNA from Pogoniulus pusillus (Red-fronted tinkerbird), 1797 nucleotides. RefSeq names its product C-X-C motif chemokine ligand 14 (gene CXCL14). Bases 337 to 633 code for a protein of 98 amino acids. Gene Ontology annotation, cellular component: extracellular region. Gene Ontology annotation, biological process: immune response. The transcript is spliced from 4 exons. NCBI's taxonomy places the organism in Eukaryota, Metazoa, Chordata, Aves, Piciformes, Lybiidae. The record is from RefSeq and is a predicted model, not a curated record. Gene Ontology annotation, molecular function: chemokine activity.
CUUGGGGCGGGGAGGGGUGUUUGUGUCCCCCCUCCCCGGGGCCGCGGGGUGCCGGGGCCGGUCCCUUCCCUCCCCUCCGGGGCUGAGGAAGCGGAGGGAGCCGUGGAGUCGUUCUGCAUAUUAAUGAGCCGGGAGCAAGGGCAGCGGGAGCUGUUUUAAAAGAGGACAAGGGGAGGAAAGCGGCAGAGCGCAGGCAGCGGCAGGCAGCGGCAGGCAGCCGCUCUCUGCUGUCCUCUCCCUGGUGACAUCCAGCCCCAGGGACAAGGAGGGACAAACCCGAGGGGAGCAAGCACAUUUCAAAUCCCUGGCAUCUCCUUAGGUACCUGCUGCCUCACCAUGAAGCUCCUGACAGCAGCUUUGCUUGUGCUGUUCAUCGCCAUGUGCUUGGCCAGCACAGAGGGCGUGAAGUGCAAAUGCUCGAGAAAAGGCCCCAAAAUAAGGUUCUCUAACGUCCGGAAGCUGGAGAUCAAACCAAGGUACCCGUUCUGCGUGGAGGAGAUGAUUAUCGUGACUCUGUGGACGCGGGUGAGAGGGGAGCAGCAGCACUGCCUGAACCCCAAGCGCCAGAACACCAUCAGGCUGCUCAAGUGGUACAGAGUAUGGAAAGAGAAAGGCAGGGUGUAUGAAGAAUAAAAGGAAGCAGCGUGCGGAAUGGAGCAGACUCCCUUGGCUGGUGUAGGACUGGGCUCUGCAGAAAAGUCUUUCUUGCUCACAGACAUAAGACACAAAUUCUGUAUUACUCUGUUAUAUAUAUAAAAGAGGCACUUUUUACCAAGGGUCAGUUUUUACAUUUUAUAGCCAGCCACCUGCUUCCAGAUGCCACAACAUCUGCUGCACUCCAGGUCCCACACCCGUCUGCUCCGUCCCCAGGCUGGGAGAACUCCUGCUUUGCGUUUUCAAGAGGUUUGGUUUGGUUUUGGGGGGGUUGUUUUUAUUGUUAUUCAUUCAUACUUCACUAUGAUUGCAAUCGAGCUUUAUAAGCUCACUAGACAGUCAGACACAGUUGCUAAGGAGUCGGUUACACAGCCGCGCCCCUCGCCCCGCUGCGGCGCCGUGCUCGGGCAUCGCACUCGCAGCCUCCAGCGUAGCUGGGCAAAGCAGGGACCAAAGACAAAGUCUGCCGGGGAAGAUGCCACUGAAAGGUGUUGGCUGUAAGCACAGAACCGAGGUCCCUCAGCAGGCGGUCAGGCGAGUGUGGAGCCCACGCGUGCGCCUCUCCGGCGAGGGGCUGGAAGCCUUGCUGCGAGGGGGCGCAGACCGCGGCUCCCACUCGGUGUUGCACGCAGCGGAGAGCAGCUCUGGGUCGGUUUUAUUGCUACGGAACUGUUGGGUUUGGUUUCUUUGUUUCCACCUGAAGUUCUUACAGCAAGUUUGUGGCUCCAGCACUAAGACAUUUUAAGCUUCAAGACUUGUGUAUGAUUUCCUAGGUUUAUAGCAACGACAGCAAGCCUCUCACAGGCACCUUUUUAUGGAGGGGGGAGAUAAAUUAUAGGGCAAGCAUAUAAAUCCCUACCUGUGUCUUAGUCACAGUACAACAUAUUCGUUAUUUUGAAUGUAACACUUCAGUGUUGAGCAGUGCAUUCCUCUUUUCGACCUGACAGAGCUACCCUUCCCCUUUGCAAAUGAGCUGUAGGAAGUCUCCCUGUAUUCUCUUUCUGUAUGAUGUACUGUAUUGCUCCACCACCCUAUGCUAUUUAAAUGUUUGAAAUAUUUUAGAGGUUGCAUGCAGAUUUCAUAUUUCUUUCUAAGACCAAUGGGGAGAAAAUUAAAAGUAAUAAAAAUCUAUUAAAAAAAUAA